AUAAACUAAUGCAAUACAACACCAACUAAAUUGUAGCUGGUUUUUCUAUUCAUUCAAGCAUUAUGGCUUACGUUAAGCUAUCUCUUUUGCCUCUCCUCUUGCUUGCCACAUUUUUUUUAAUGUCCAUGAAGGAGGUAGAAGCAGUUUGUCCACUUGCUUGUGUUAUACAUAAGCCAAAAGGAUGUGGUGAAGGUUGUAAGUGUAUCCCCGUUUCAUUAACGGCUGGUGUCUGCAAAAAAGCAUCAUUUGAAGAUGUUACUAGGAUGGUAGAGAAACAUCCUAAGUUAUGUGAGUCUCAUGCCGACUGCACAAAAAAGGGAAGUGGGAGUUUUUGCGCUCGUUUUCGAAAUCCGGAGAUUGAAUAUGGUUGGUGUUUUGAUUCUAACCCUCAUGCACAAGCCUCGUUCAAGAAUGCUCUUAGCUCAGAGUUCUCAAACUUGUUGAAGAUGCCGUCAGCAGUUUCUACUUAAUAUGUACAGGAAAAGCCAUUCAUGCAUGAUCUCUUUACUUCAAUAAAAUUGCUUCAUAUGUCUUUAUUUCCAACUAAGUUUGGAUUUCUUGGACACUUUGAUUUCAAAAAUAAUAUAUGCAUGUGUAUGGGUAUGAACAUUGUUAUCUACGGUUUUAGUUUGCAAGUAAUGCAAUCUAAUUAUUAUAUGUAUGUUUUCUUGAAUCAUUUAGUGAGUAUUUAAUAAACAUUGGAGCUUGAUAUAA
Lathyrus oleraceus (garden pea) is the source of this 714-nucleotide messenger RNA. Its product is annotated as albumin-1. The coding region runs from base 63 to 470 and encodes 135 amino acids. The record is from RefSeq and is a predicted model, not a curated record. Lineage: Eukaryota; Viridiplantae; Streptophyta; Magnoliopsida; Fabales; Fabaceae. The transcript is spliced from 2 exons.